Messenger RNA from Candidula unifasciata, 1347 nucleotides. The record is from the annotation of a GenBank genome assembly. Lineage: Eukaryota; Metazoa; Mollusca; Gastropoda; Stylommatophora; Geomitridae.
ACACACAAAAUGUGUUUGUCAACAAUCCUGAAGUAUAGUCCAAAAGCCUUGCAGAGAAUUAAAAACUUAAUCAAAGGGAGAGAUGCUUUCAUAGUCUCAGGGAUGCCACAUAAAGAUGACCUUGCAGUGGCUGAUGACCUCGGUGUCCCUGUUCUAAGCCCAGAGCCUGAUGCUGCUCAUCUUGCAGGCAUUGACAUUCCUCCAAGUGAAUCUGACAUUUACAGUUUAGAUCAGCUCUGCGAGAGCCUUGCUCAGCUUGUGACAGAAAAUCUGAAUGUGCAGAGGUGGCUUUUCAAGCUCAAUGAUGAAUUUGAUGGUCGUGGUAUUGCUUUUUGUGACCUACCAAAAUAUUUACAUUGUUAUAAGUGGGCAUUAAAGGAGGAGCAAAGAUACGGUGACAACAGCAUAUGUCAAAAUCCUGCUGAAAUUCCAGACAUUUUGCAAAACUAUGCACAGCCAGUCAACAGCAAGAUGUUUCCCACUUGGGAUCAGUUCCUACAGGCAUUUUUAUCUCAAGGUGGUGUAAUAGAAGCCUGUCCCCCAUCAGAAAACAUCACUACACUCACAGCAGACUUGCUGAUUGAACCCUCUGGCGCUGUGAACCUGCUGACCUGUGGGGACCAGAUUCAUGCAGACAGCCAGUUCUCAUGCUGGGGAUUAUCAUUUCCACAGUCAUCCAUUGAGCCGUCCGCACUUAAUGUCACAUGCCAAAGAAUAGCUGAUGUGUGCAAGUCAAAUGGAAUUGUUGGAUACUUGAAAAUAGAUUUUGUAACUUUUAUUCACCCAAAAACGAUGGUCCAGCAGCUGUGGGCCUUAGAUUUGAGCUUACACUACAGUGACCAUCUGGCCAUGUUCAGACUGAUGGAGUAUGUGACUCAUGGCACCUUCCAUCCCAAGACUCAUGUCUUUGAGGUGACACUGCCCACAAAAGAGAACAAGUCCAGCAGACGGAGGCUGACUGAACAAAGCACACCCAGCAAAACACGCUAUGCUGUGAUGAGCACUCGUCUGAUGCACUCCAACCUGGCUGUGAUUCAUUACAGUGUCUUCUUUCAGAUGUGUAGGGCGCACGGUAUUGGAUAUGAUAUUAAGGACAAAUCAGGUACAGCAUUCACUCUCAUUGACAGUUUCAACCGAGAAAGACUUGGAAUGCUAACCAUUGGAGAGGAUUUACAGGGUGCUCUAGCAACAUUUGUCAGAAAUUUGUUCAUCAUUCACCAGGAAAUAUCUACGCCGAACAUGCAAGGAGUGACAAACUUCCAGGCUGCAAUAGCUGACAUUGAACACAUUCUUGGGACUACAGUGGAGAAUGCUGAAGCAGACCAGGAUGUUCAGACGACUCAGUAA